AUGGCUGAAGAAGCAUACACCCCCCAAUCGCCACCCCGCUGCAUUAUCGUCGGCGGUGGUAUCGCAGGCGUCUUUCUCGGUAUCCUCCUUGACCGUGCCGGCAUCCCCUACGACAUCUUUGAGCGUGCACCCUCUGUGAAACAGCUCGGUGCUGUCAUGUCUCUGAAUGUCAACAUCCUGCCCGUGUUUGAGCAAUUGGGUCUUUUGGAUGAGCUCAUGGCCAUCAGUUUCACCAGCCCUGGAAUGCACGUGUAUGGCGAGAACAUGAAGAAGAUGGCUUACCGUGGCAACGACGGCAUCAAAGAAACAGUGGGAUACGACUACAUUGUCUUCUCCCGUCCCCAACUCUACGACCUCCUCCUCUCAAAACUCCCACCCAACAAGAUCCAAUUCGGGAAAAAGGUCCUCCAAAUCAAGUACCCCGCCGAGGGAGGCGUCAUGGUCCAAUGCUCAGACAACAGCUCCUACCUUGGAGAUAUCCUUAUCGGUGCCGAUGGUGCUUACUCUGCUGUUCGCCAGUCGCUGUAUCGCCAGUUGAAUGAGAAAAAGGAGUUGCCGUUUAAGGACACCCAGGGGUUGAAGAUUGGAUAUAUGACUAUGGUUGGCACUACGGAACCGUUGGAGGACGAUGCGUAUGAGGAGUUGAAGGAUGAUUUUACCAGGUUUAACUUUAUCAUUGGAAAGGGCAAACCCUACACCUGGAGCACAUUCACAGUUCCCGGCAAGAGAAUCUGCUGGGGCGUCCAGAUGCAGCUCUCCACCAGCGAGGCCGACGACAUGUCCUUCAGGAACACCGAAUGGGGCCCUGAAUUCAACGAGACCAUGAUCAAGGAAAUCCAAGACUUCCCGACACCUAACGGACCCUUGGGCCAGUUUAUCGACAAGACCCCCAGGGAGAAGAUCUCGCGUGUUUUCUUGGAGGAGAAGAUGUUUGAGACUUGGCAUCAUUCUAGGGUUAUCCUUAUUGGUGAUGCUGCUCAUAAGAUGCUCCCAAGUGCUGGCCAAGGAGCAGUCAACGCCAUGCAAGACGCAGUCAUCCUCGCAAACUGCCUCUACGAAAUUGCCCUCAACGCAUCCAGUGAAAACAUCGACCUAGCAUUCAAAGACUUCAAAGCCCAACGCUACCCUCACGUCAAGCACCAAUUCGACCUCUCCAAGACUAUGGCAAAGGUCAUCUACGGUCAGACUUGGCAUGAACGUUUGUUGAGAACCAUUGUCUUUGGGUACUUGCCUGAAUCCAUGUUGCAUAAGGAUACCAUCAAGGCCGCCGCUUAUAGACCGAUUGUCAACUUUAUUUCUCCUCCACCUGAGCGCGGUACUUGCCCUGUGCUGCCGACACAGGCGUCAAAGAGGUACCAGAAUGAGUUGGCUGCUGCUGCCGCUGCCGUCUAG
This is a messenger RNA of Linnemannia hyalina, 1392 nucleotides long. The record is from the annotation of a GenBank genome assembly. NCBI's taxonomy places the organism in Eukaryota, Fungi, Mortierellomycota, Mortierellomycetes, Mortierellales, Mortierellaceae.